Messenger RNA from Cladophialophora carrionii CBS 160.54, 678 nucleotides. RefSeq lists its product as uncharacterized. The record is from RefSeq and is a predicted model, not a curated record. NCBI's taxonomy places the organism in Eukaryota, Fungi, Ascomycota, Eurotiomycetes, Chaetothyriales, Herpotrichiellaceae. Gene Ontology annotation, biological process: box C/D snoRNP assembly. Bases 1 to 678 code for a protein of 225 amino acids. The transcript has a single exon.
AUGUCUGAACAUGCAGAUGAAAGGCCGGUCAAGCAACGGAAAACGCACGCGCCACCGCUGGUACAGGAUAUCAAUGUUUGGGCAGAUGACGACGUAUCAUCGACGACCUCUUCAUCUUCUUCAGAGAUUAUAUUGCCUAUUCGACAUGCACAGCUUUCGCGUGGGGUCAUCGCUCCACCUGGUGAAGACGAACGCUCUACUGAAAACGAGAGUAUUGGCGCAGAAGACGAAGAGGAAACAACCACAUCCUCAGAGUCUACAGACACAGAGAGUGACAGCACGUCAGAAGGAGAGUCGUCUGAGGAGGAGGCGGCCGUGCAUGACGAGGUGACCAGGGCGCUACCAUCUAAGAGGAGUCCGGCGUCAGAGCACGAUCUCGAGUCGCGUCUGCAGGCCUUUUUGCCACAGCUACAGCAGGCAAACGCUGAGCUUGAGAGGUUGGGGGCGUCACACGACAGGAUGAUUGAUCAAGUAUCGGAUGAUGCAGACCAAUAUAUCGAGAUGGACCUGGGUGUAGGAGUCCUGGCCGAGCAAGAAGGCGAGACUCGGGAAGUAAGAAUACCACGGGCGGAAGCGAUGGGUGACGAAUCCAGCGAGGUGGAAGACAUGAGAGUCAGUGUCGACCAAGUGCAAGGAAACUCAUCAAGGACAAAGCGAAAAAUCGAGGAGCUUGGAUGA